Molecule: messenger RNA, 2132 nt
Organism: Hyphopichia burtonii NRRL Y-1933
Lineage: Eukaryota; Fungi; Ascomycota; Pichiomycetes; Serinales; Debaryomycetaceae
Gene: HSP90
Product: Hsp90 family chaperone
Exons: 1
Coding region: 4-2115 (703 amino acids)
Biological process (GO): protein folding; protein stabilization; cellular response to heat
Cellular component (GO): perinuclear region of cytoplasm; plasma membrane; cytosol
Molecular function (GO): ATP binding; ATP-dependent protein folding chaperone; ATP hydrolysis activity
Source: RefSeq, a predicted model, not a curated record
AAAAUGUCUGACACUAAAGUUGAAACUCAUGAAUUCACCGCUGAGAUUUCUCAGUUGAUGUCUUUAAUCAUUAACACUGUUUAUUCUAAUAAAGAAAUUUUCUUAAGAGAAUUAAUUUCUAAUGCUUCUGAUGCCUUAGAUAAAAUUAGAUAUGAAGCUUUAUCUGAUGCUUCUAAAUUAGAAAGUGAACCAGAAUUAUUCAUCAGAUUAACUCCAAAACCAGAUCAAAAAGUUUUGGAAAUUAGAGAUUCUGGUAUUGGUAUGACUAAAGCUGAUUUAGUUAACAAUUUAGGUACUAUUGCUAAAUCUGGUACUAAAGCUUUCAUGGAAGCUUUAUCAGCAGGUGCUGAUGUUUCUAUGAUUGGUCAAUUCGGGGUUGGUUUCUACUCUUUAUUCUUGGUUGCUGAUCAUGUUCAAGUUAUUUCCAAACAUAAUGAUGAUGAACAAUAUAUUUGGGAAUCUAACGCUGGUGGUAAAUUUACCAUUACUUUAGAUGAACAAAAUGAAAGAAUUGGUCGUGGUACCAUCUUGAGAUUAUUCUUAAAAGAUGAUCAAUUAGAAUAUUUGGAAGAAAAAAGAAUUAAAGAAGUUGUUAAAAGACAUUCUGAAUUCGUUUCUUAUCCAGUUCAAUUAGUUGUUACUAAAGACGUUGAAAAAGAAGUUCCAGCUGAUGAUGAAGAAGAAGAAAAGAAAGAUGAUGAAGAUAAAAAGGCUAAAUUAGAAGAAGUUGAAGAUGAAGAUGAUAAAAAGGAAAAAACUAAAAAAAUUACUGAAUCAGUUACUGAAACUGAAGAAUUAAAUAAAACUAAACCUUUAUGGACUAGAAACCCUACAGAUGUUUCUCAAGAUGAAUAUAAUGCUUUCUAUAAAUCAAUCUCUAAUGAUUGGGAAGAUCCUUUGGCUGUUAAACAUUUCUCUGUUGAAGGUCAAUUAGAAUUCAGAGCUAUUUUAUUCGUUCCAAAAAGAGCUCCAUUUGAUGCUUUUGAAUCUAAAAAGAAGAAGAAUAAUAUCAAAUUAUACGUUCGUCGUGUCUUUAUUACUGAUGAAGCUGAAGAAUUAAUCCCUGAAUGGUUAUCAUUUGUUAGAGGUGUUGUUGAUUCCGAAGAUUUACCAUUGAAUUUAUCAAGAGAAAUGUUACAACAAAAUAAAAUCUUAAAAGUUAUCAAGAAAAAUAUUGUUAAAAAAUUAAUUGAAACUUUCAAUGAAAUUGCUGAAGAUCAAGAACAAUUUGAUAAAUUUUACACUGCUUUCUCCAAGAAUAUUAAAUUAGGUAUUCAUGAAGAUCAACAAAAUAGAAAUGCUUUAUCUAAAUUAUUAAGAUAUUACUCUACUAAAUCAACCGAAGAAUCAACUUCUUUAUCUGAUUACGUUACUCGUAUGCCAGAACAUCAAAAAAAUAUUUACUAUAUUACUGGUGAAUCUAUUAAAGCUGUUGAAAAUUCUCCAUUCUUGGAUGCUUUGAAAGCUAAAAACUUUGAAGUUUUAUUCUUGGUUGAUCCAAUUGAUGAAUACGCCAUGACUCAAUUAAAAGAAUUCGAAGAUAAAAAAUUAGUUGAUAUUACUAAAGAUUUCGAAUUAGAAGAAUCUGAUGAAGAAAAAGCUCAAAGAGAAAAAGAAGUUACUGAAUUCGAACCAUUAACCAAAGCUUUGAAAGAAAUUUUGGGUGAACAAGUUGAAAAAGUUGUUGUUUCUCAUAAAUUAGUUGAUGCUCCAGCUGCUAUCAGAACUGGUCAAUUCGGUUGGUCUGCUAAUAUGGAAAGAAUCAUGAAAGCUCAAGCUUUAAGAGAUACUACCAUGUCCUCUUACAUGUCUUCCAAAAAGACUUUUGAAAUUUCUCCAAGAUCUUCCAUCAUUAAAGAAUUAAAGAAAAAAGUUGAUGCUGAUGGUGCUGAAGAUAAAACCGUUAAAGAUUUAACUACUUUAUUAUAUGAAACCGCUUUACUUACCUCUGGUUUCUCUUUAGAAGAACCAUCUUCUUUUGCUGGUAGAAUUAACAGAUUAAUCUCUUUAGGUUUAAACAUCGAUGAAGAAGAAGAAGAAGUCGAAGGUGAAAUUGGUACUUCUACUACUACUACUGAUGCUGCUCCUGAAUCUUCUAUGGAAGAAGUUGAUUAAGUUAAAUGAAGUUACGU